Phragmites australis (common reed) is the source of this 1443-nucleotide messenger RNA. RefSeq lists its product as uncharacterized. Gene Ontology annotation, molecular function: DNA-binding transcription factor activity. Lineage: Eukaryota; Viridiplantae; Streptophyta; Magnoliopsida; Poales; Poaceae. The transcript is spliced from 5 exons. The record is from RefSeq and is a predicted model, not a curated record. Bases 1 to 1443 code for a protein of 480 amino acids.
AUGGCGCCGUACUGCUUCGACGACGACGCUGAUUGGUACCACGCGCUGGAGGAUUUCCCGCCGUUGUGUUCGUCGACAUCGCCGCUCGCCAUGAGCGUGGAAGAUCACCUGCCGAUCGCCGUUGCGCCUCCCAGUCCUCGGAGCAGCAAGAACGAUCUUCAGGGCUCUGACCAUGGCGCGCUGCUUACUGCUGAUUGCUCGUCGUCAGCUUCGAUUCUGAGGGAUGAAGACAACUACCAUCUGUCCAUGUUCUCUGCGCCAGCGCCACCCGCCUCCGGCGAUCCGUACUACGACUUCAAUCAGCUCCCACCUAUAGCUGUGGAUGGCGCGACGGUGGGCCUCGAUGACGCGCUCCAGCUGCCGUUCAGCGACAUUGAUAUGGAGGCCUUCGGCGACACCGAGCACAAGGCGACCCUUGCUGAUAACAUGAUGAUAGUGUCAGCGGACCGCUACACCGUUUGCCAAAAUGCAGGCGUCGACGUUCAUGGUCAUCAACAGCCCAGGGCCAUCGCGGACUGUUACCGUCCAGGAGCCAAUGGCUUCGAAAUGACCGUGAGGCAUCAUGGGGAGCAUCAUCAAGCGAGCUCAGUAGCGGCACUGCCACCGCCACCUCCUUUGGGCCCGUCGCUGCCACGGGCGCGCGGGACGGGGAGCGGAGACCGAUCAGCUCCGGCAGGGAAAACAAGUCUGGACCACAUCGGCUUGGACGAGCUGAGGAAAUACUUCUACAUGCCGAUCACCAAGGCGGCGCGGGAGAUGAACGUGGGGCUCACCGUGCUGAAGAAGCGGUGCCGCGAGCUCGGCGUCGCGCGGUGGCCGCACCGGAAGAUGAAGAGCCUCAAGUCCCUCAUCGUCAGCGUCCAGGAGAUGGGUAAUGGCAUGUCCCCGGCGGUUGUGCAGCGGGAGCUGGCGGAGCUGGAGACGUACUGCGCGCUCAUGGAGGACAACCCGUCGAUCGAGCUCACCGACCGGACCAAGAAGCUGCGGCAGGCGUGCUUCAAGGAGAGCUACAAGCGGAGGAGGGCGGCCAGUAGUGCCUCUGCAGGCAACGAGGCGUGCUUCAAGAACUACAUGAUCGAUCACAUCUACAACUUUGGCCAUUAUCAUCAGCUGCCUCUGCAGCCCGAGGAAGAGGCAGAUCUAGACAAUGGUGAUGUCACGGACAAGCAUGGCUAUGAUGAAGAAGAUGACGAGGAGCCCAAGGGGGAGGGCAACGACAACAAGGUGGAUGAGGAGGAGAAACCCGAGGAGGAGGACGACGACAACAAGGAGGAUAACAACAAUAGGGAGGAUAAGCCCAAGGAGGACGAGGACUGUGACGACGGCAAGUAUGACGAGCAUUAUUGGGAGCAGCCUGAUAGCCUGUGUUGGUCCCAGCUGACGACAAUCAACGACGAUAAAGAUGAGGAUAUUGCGGCCUCAAAGAGAAGGAUGCUACAUUAG